GCCGCUGCUUACACAAUGACUCUUGCGUGACGGUGCUCACUUAGCUGCCGACCGUGGCUGCUUAAUCGAGCUGCUGUGGCCGCCGUUUCCGCCCUAAACUAGGUUUUAUCAUUGAUGAUUGUGCGUCACUCGCAGGAAAGAAAGGCCGAGGCAUGCCGGUCCCAUGCGAAGACGCAAGUCAGACCGCUCGAGCAGCAGGUGCCACCACUACCACCGCGAACAGAAUGGACGCAGUCAUCGAAGACGGCGUUGUCAGGUCGUCUGUUCAGGACGUGUACAUUCCGGACGUCGAUCUCGGCACUUUCUUCAGAGGAUGCUGCAGGAAGUACAAGGAUCGCAUUGCCAUGGUGGACGACGCUACGGGUGAGACUUACUCCUACCGGAAGAUGGAGGACGUGUGCCGGCGCGUUGCGGCUGGUCUGCGAAAUCUGGGCUUCCAAACGGGAGACCUGGCGGGCAUCCACAGUGCCGUCGCCGCCGACUUGAUCGUGGCAUUUUACAGCACUGUUCUCGCCGGUGGCCGCAUGGUCUUCGCCAAGGGCAACCUCACCCAACGUCAGUGCCAGCUUCUCUCAGCUUUUCUUUCUUCCUUUGCACAUACGGUUUACGUCACGGUCUUUUGUGACGACGCAAAUGCCGAAAAGACAAAGGCUGCUUGCGAAGCUGUGCCGUCGGUCAAGACGCUGAUAACCAUAGGUCAACACGAAGGAAUGAUCCGCCUGUCGGAGCUCAAGGAAUCUACAACUGGCUAUUCGGCUGCUGGCAUUGACCCCCGAGGUGUGCUGGCCAUCAUGUAUUCGAGCGGCACGACGGGACUGCCAAAGGGUGUCAUGGUGUCGCACCGAAACUUCAUCACUCAGCUCGUUGUGUCUGGGGACGAAGGAGCGCGACUUUUCGUUGCCAAUGACAGGAUGCUCGGCACUGCCCCUUUCACACACGUAUCGGGCCUCUGGCUCUACAGCUGCUGUUUCACGGUUGGCGCUUGCGUAAUCGUCAUCGCUCCCACUGACCCAGUUUCUGUUCUUAAGGCCAUCGAAAGACACAAGGCUACAGUGAUGCUGCAGUUUCCGACACAAGCGCAGAAGCUUGUGCAGUGCAAGUGCAUAGACAACCUCGACGUGAGCAGCAUGACCAAGGUGCUAAUUGGCGGAUCCACCACUCCCACCCUAGUUGCACAAGGCAUCAUUGAAAAGUUGAAGUUGAAAGCCUUCCGCCAUAUUUUCGGCAUGAGCGAAACGUGUGGCACUGUCACGGUUACCCCAGCUGGUAUAGAUGACUACGAGAGCGUUGGGAAGCCUGUUCCAAUGACGCACAUAAAGGUCGUCGACGUGGAAACUCGCGAAAAGCUUGGACCUCGCGAGAACGGCGAAAUCUGCGUGAAGGGCCCAUACUGCUGCCUCGGCUACCUGAACAAGCCAGAGGCGACAAGGAACCUGUACGACGAUGAUGGCUUCAUUCAGACAGGUGACGUGGGCUACUACACGGAGGACGGCAAAAUCUACGUCGUGGACCGCAUAAAGGAGUUAAUCAAGUGUAUGGAUCAGCAAGUGGCGCCUGCGGAACUUGAAGACUUGCUCGUGCAGCACGAUGCUGUCAAGGAGGUCGUCGUGACCGGCGUUCCUCACCGCGAGUAUGGAGAAGCUGCACGGGCAUUCGUCGUGCUUUUCCAGGAAGACGCCGCUAGCGAAACACUCAAGGACGAGCUCGCAAAACUGGUUGCCGACCAAGCGGCUUUUCAUAAACAUCUUCACGGAGGCAUCGAGUUUGUGACCAGCAUUCCGAAAUCUGAUACAGGAAAGAAUCUUCGAAGGGCGCUGAGGGACUCUUACCAGAAGAACACGAACAAAGUCGGUCCAUUUUAACUCGGAAUUUUUCUGCUCCGCUAUUUUUCUACGGAGAUUUCACGUGGUUUCAUGACUUCUCGGCGAAAGAACGUGUAGCUCUGUCUACUCCCGCAUGAAGCUGAUUCGAAGGACUCUUCUUAAAUACAUUACCAAAUGGCUAUCGAAGGUUGCUUUUAAGAUAAUCCCUUUUAGGUUACACGCCAUAUGCUUAGGGACCGUGGUGGUGUCACUAAAGCAUUCUUACGAUUGUAUCUUAAUUACGCUUGUAUAUUAGUAGUCUCUGCCUACUGCCAUUGUUUCCGUCCCUCCUGUAUAUUAGUAUUAUUACCUGAUAUGUAAUAAAUGUUUUUAUAGAACUGCUUUUAAUGAACAAGUCUCGCAUUUUCUUACAUGUGGUGUCGUUGCGUCUACGA
Molecule: messenger RNA, 2257 nt
Organism: Rhipicephalus sanguineus (brown dog tick)
Lineage: Eukaryota; Metazoa; Arthropoda; Arachnida; Ixodida; Ixodidae
Product: probable 4-coumarate--CoA ligase 1
Exons: 11
Coding region: 153-1862 (569 amino acids)
Molecular function (GO): CoA-ligase activity
Source: RefSeq, a predicted model, not a curated record